GCUGCGGCUGGAGCUGAGCGCGCCGCGUCGCCCGCCGCCUGUGCGGAGCGUGGCGAGCACACGGACGCAGCCCUUGCUCGCCGCGGAGGUCGCGGUCCGCGCCGCUCCGCCGGCCAGGCCGCCUGUUCCCGGGCCUUUCCGUCCUUGGAACGGGUCGUCGCCCGCCGGGCACCCGUCCGCAGCGACAGCGCCCGCCGGAGCUGAGGCCGCGGUGGCGGCCGUGCCCAUGCCCGGGUAACAGCACGCGGAGCUGUGAGGGCCCUGAAGCUGCAGUGACGGCGCCUCUGAAAUAUUAAUGAGGCUGCUCUCUGCCUCGGCUCCUUCCCUCCCCCAUCCCUGGCUACAUACAGGCCUCGUCCUUGGAACCCUCCUUUUCCCUCCCUGGUGGUCACCAAGGUGCCCACACUUAGCUGCUUCCCCACCACCACCACACCCUGCCUGGGCACUGGAACCGUGGGUGGCUCCCCAUCCUAGCUGCAGCUGAGCCGAGGCUGUCCCUGUGAGAAGGCCCGAAAGGCAGAAUGGGCGACAUGGCCAACAGUUCCAUUGAGUUCCAUCCCAAGCCCCAGCAACAGCGGGAGGCGCCCCAUGUGGGUGGCUUUGGGUGCACAUUGGCCGAGCUGCGUGGCCUCAUGGAGUUGCGAGGGGCCGAGGCUCUGCAGAAGAUCCAGGAGGCCUACGGGGAUGUCAGUGGGCUCUGCAGGAGGCUAAAGACAUCGCCCACGGAGGGCCUGGCAGACAACACCAAUGACUUGGAGAAGCGCAGGCAGAUCUACGGGCAGAACUUUAUCCCUCCCAAGCAGCCCAAGACCUUCCUUCAGUUGGUGUGGGAGGCCCUGCAGGACGUGACCCUCAUCAUCCUGGAGGUGGCUGCCAUCGUCUCCCUGGGCCUCUCAUUCUAUGCCCCACCUGGGGAGGAGAGUGAAGCCUGCGGGAAUGUGUCAGGUGGGGCAGAAGAUGAGGGGGAGGCUGAGGCUGGCUGGAUCGAAGGCGCUGCCAUCCUGCUGUCCGUUAUCUGCGUGGUGCUCGUCACAGCCUUCAAUGACUGGAGCAAGGAGAAGCAGUUCCGAGGCCUACAGAGCCGGAUUGAACAGGAGCAGAAGUUCACGGUCAUCCGGAAUGGGCAGCUCCUCCAGGUUCCUGUGGCUGCGCUGGUGGUGGGGGACAUCGCCCAGGUCAAGUACGGAGACCUACUUCCCGCUGAUGGUGUCCUCAUCCAAGGCAACGACCUCAAGCUCGACGAGAGCUCCUUGACGGGGGAGUCAGACCAUGUGCGCAAGUCAGCUGAUAAAGACCCCAUGCUGCUCUCAGGCACUCACGUUAUGGAGGGUUCUGGAAGGAUGGUGGUGACGGCCGUUGGUGUGAACUCCCAGACAGGCAUCAUCUUUACCUUGCUUGGAGCUGGUGGAGAAGAGGAGGAGAAGAAGGAUAAGAAAGGCAAGCAGCAAGAUGGGGCGAUGGACAGUAGCCAGACCAAAGCUAAGAAGCAGGACGGGGCAGUUGCCAUGGAAAUGCAGCCCCUGAAGAGUGCAGAGGGUGGAGAGAUGGAGGAACGAGAGAAGAAGAAAGCCAGUGUGCCCAAGAAGGAGAAGUCAGUCCUUCAAGGGAAGCUUACAAAACUGGCUGUGCAGAUCGGGAAAGCAGGGCUAGUGAUGUCCGCCAUCACUGUCAUCAUCCUGGUCCUCUACUUUGUGAUUGAGACCUUCGUGGUGGACGGCCGGGCAUGGCUGGCAGAGUGCACACCCGUCUACGUGCAGUACUUCGUAAAGUUCUUCAUCAUCGGUGUCACUGUGCUGGUUGUGGCUGUCCCAGAAGGCCUGCCUCUGGCUGUCACCAUUUCCUUAGCUUACUCUGUUAAGAAAAUGAUGAAGGACAACAACUUGGUUCGCCACCUGGAUGCCUGUGAGACCAUGGGCAAUGCCACAGCCAUCUGCUCUGACAAGACGGGCACGCUCACUACCAACCGUAUGACCGUGGUACAAUCCUACCUAGGGGACACCCACUACAAAGAGGUCCCGGCCCCCAGCGCCCUGACCCCCAAGAUCCUCGACCUCCUGGUCCAUGCCAUCUCUGUCAACAGUGCCUACACCACCAAGAUACUACCUCCGGAGAAGGAAGGCGCUCUCCCACGCCAAGUGGGCAAUAAGACAGAGUGUGCUCUGUUGGGCUUCAUCUUGGACCUGAAACGGGACUUCCAGCCUGUGCGGGAGCAGAUUCCAGAAGACAAGCUCUGCAAAGUGUACACCUUCAACUCAGUCCGCAAGUCCAUGAGCACGGCCAUCCGCAUGCCAGAUGGCAGCUUCCGCCUCUUUAGCAAGGGGGCCUCAGAGAUCCUACUGAAAAAGUGCACCAACAUUUUAAAUAGCAACGGGGAACUGCGAGGCUUCCGUUCUCGGGACCGAGACGACAUAGUGAAGAAGAUCAUCGAGCCGAUGGCCUGUGAUGGCCUCCGCACCAUCUGCAUCGCCUAUCGGGACUUCUCUGCAGGCCAGGAGCCUGACUGGGACAACGAAAACGAGGUUGUGGGUGACCUCACUUGCAUAGCUGUCGUGGGCAUCGAGGACCCUGUGCGGCCUGAGGUCCCGGAAGCUAUCCGCAAAUGCCAGCGUGCCGGCAUCACAGUCCGCAUGGUGACUGGGGACAACAUCAACACGGCAAGGGCCAUUGCAGCCAAGUGCGGCAUCAUCCACCCCGGGGAGGACUUCCUGUGCUUGGAGGGGAAGGAGUUCAACCGGCGCAUCCGCAAUGAGAAAGGCGAGAUAGAGCAGGAGCGGCUGGACAAGGUGUGGCCCAAGCUGAGGGUGCUCGCCCGCUCGUCGCCUACUGACAAGCACACUCUGGUCAAAGGAAUUAUAGACAGCACUACUGGUGAGCAGCGGCAAGUGGUGGCCGUGACUGGAGAUGGCACCAAUGAUGGGCCUGCCCUCAAGAAGGCCGACGUGGGCUUUGCCAUGGGCAUCGCAGGAACUGAUGUGGCCAAGGAGGCCUCUGACAUUAUCCUGACAGAUGACAACUUCACCAGCAUUGUCAAGGCGGUGAUGUGGGGUCGAAAUGUCUACGACAGCAUCUCUAAGUUCCUGCAGUUCCAGCUGACAGUCAACGUGGUGGCUGUGAUCGUGGCCUUCACAGGCGCCUGCAUUACUCAGGACUCUCCUCUCAAAGCUGUGCAGAUGUUGUGGGUGAACUUGAUCAUGGACACAUUUGCCUCUCUGGCCCUGGCGACAGAGCCACCCACUGAGUCGCUGCUGCUGCGGAAGCCCUAUGGCCGGGACAAGCCCCUCAUCUCGCGCACUAUGAUGAAGAACAUCCUAGGCCACGCCGUCUACCAGCUUGCCAUCAUCUUUACCCUGCUCUUUGUUGGGGAGCUCUUCUUCGACAUCGACAGUGGGAGGGAUGCGCCCCUGCACUCACCGCCCUCGGAGCACUACACCAUCAUCUUCAACACCUUCGUCAUGAUGCAGCUCUUCAACGAGAUCAACGCCCGCAAGAUCCACGGCGAGAGGAACGUGUUUGAUGGCAUCUUCAGCAACCCCAUCUUCUGCACCAUUGUCCUGGGCACCUUCGGGAUUCAGAUUGUCAUCGUCCAGUUCGGCGGGAAACCCUUCAGCUGCUCCCCCCUGUCCACAGAACAGUGGCUCUGGUGCCUGUUUGUUGGUGUUGGGGAGCUGGUCUGGGGACAGGUCAUUGCCACCAUCCCCACCAGCCAGCUCAAGUGCCUGAAGGAGGCAGGCCAUGGGCCUGGGAAGGACGAGAUGACCGACGAGGAGCUGGCCGAGGGGGAAGAAGAGAUCGACCACGCUGAGCGUGAGCUCCGCCGGGGCCAGAUCCUCUGGUUCCGGGGCCUCAACCGGAUUCAGACCCAGAUGGAGGUAGUGAGUACCUUCAAGAGAAGCGGUUCAUUUCAGGGUGCUGUGCGCCGGCGGUCUUCAGUCCUCAGCCAGCUCCAUGACGUAACCAAUCUUUCUACCCCCACUCACGCAAUUCUCUCUGCCGCCAAUCCCGCCAGCGCUGCUGGGAAUCCGGGUGGUGAAAGCAUUCCGUAGCUCACUCUAUGAAGGCCUGGAGAAACCAGAAUCCAAGCCCUCCAUCCAUAACUUCAUGGCAACACCCGAGUUUCUGAUCAACGACUACACCCACAACAUCCCGCUCAUUGACGACACUGACGUCGACGAGAACGAGGAGCGCCUGCGGGCCCCCCUGCCCCCGUCCCCCAACCAGAACAACAAUGCCAUAGACAGCGGCAUCUACCUGACCACGCAUGUCACCAAGUCAGCUACCUCUUCAGCAUUUUCUUCCAGUCCUGGGAGCCCACUCCACAGCAUGGAGACGUCCCUCUAACCAGAACUUGUCUCAGCACACGCACACACGCACUUGGGCUCACAGUCACAGGCACGCGCGCGCAGAGGGGACCGAGCACAGUGGCUGAAGGCUUCUCUUGCAGGGCACUUGCAAGAAGCCAGAUCCAUGCCAUGGGGCGCUGCCUGCUGCAGGCUCCUCUGGGCCCAGGGCGGGGCAGGGGAAGAAGAGGAGAGGGCGAGAGGUUCUUCACCCAGGGGGGUAAAAGGGGCGAGCAGACAUGAGAAGAGCGGUGCCCCCACCCUUUUCUACUGUGUCUUUUUUAAUGAACACCAUGUUUGCUGCUAUGUGGGGACGGGGAGCUGACUCCAGUUUAGUGGCAGCCAUGUCACACCCCUGUUGGGAGCAGCCAGAUCAACAUAUUCAGACAGAAAAAGCCUAGCACUCUGCAGGGCCAUGCAGGAUGCUACUGCCCAGACCAAUCGCCUAAAGGAGUGGCCUGCGAAUGUGCCUGGGACCCAGAGCAAGCCAGACACGUGCUGUGCACGUGUGUGUGUGUGCAUAUGCAUAUAUGUGUGACAAGAAUAAGGAACUAUUUAUUGGCAUGAUAUUUCCACUCCUCUUAUCAGGGGUUUUCAUUUUGAGAUUUCAUUAUUGAAUAUAACAAGUUUUGGUUCCCCCCCCCAGGGGACUAGGCUGCAAGAAUAUCUUCUUGCUUAAUCUGUUUCUGUCCUGAACUGUCCCACCCCUCACCCUGACUCCUUGUUCUUCCCAAGGGAAGCUGGAGGCCCCAAGCCCCUCCAACCUGAGCAUUUGCACUUUGAGAGCCUACCCUAGAGAGGAGAUCACCUUUCAGUGGAAUUUUUUUAUUUAAGGAAAAUACCAAAAUAUUGAUGAGAAUGACCCUCUCCAGUAGGUAGAAGGGGAAGUUUUGUUUUCAGCUUCCUUUGCUUUCAACUCCAAUUCCAAAUCCUUAAUUAUGGUUGGUGGCUUCCUUUGUCCACAGCCCCAACUUCAAGAGCAUGAAGCACUGUGUAUGAGGUUCAGGUCCUGUCCCUGCCCCAGGUGACCCAAUGGGACUCAGAACCCUGGGAGCAGCCUCAGUAGAGCACAGAGACAGACCACCCUAACACCAGGUCCCAGGCAGAUGGGGAGAGGGCCAAGAGUCCAAAGCAAACCAUUGAGGAAGAAUGAUCACCAAAACCUGGAGGAGCUGACCCUGUCCCCUCAGAAGUCCUCACUAGACCACCUCAGUGUCUGCUGUGGCACAGGAGGCAACACACACCGACAUGCUCUUCUGAUCCUGCUCUGAUUGUCCAGAUGACAAGUUUAACCGAUGGACACAGAAGCAAAGCCCCUUGGAGCGGUGGCAUUUAGUUGCUAUCACUCUCAUCACACCCAUGGCCAUCUCUCCUGGGCCCAUAGUGGCUAAGCACCAGGUCCCAAGGGGAGCCUCUCCUGGCAGCGUGGACACCCAGCAGGCCAAGCCUCAGUUUCCCCAAAAUGAGGGAAGUGCAGAGUAGGCAGAGGUGAUAGAGAGGGUCCCAGUUUUUGCUGCCCUCCCAAGGACACUUCUUUUUAACGGAAGGGCAGCUCUCUCCUCUGCCUCAGGUUUCAAAACACUCCCAGUGACACCACUGAGGUGGGCAGCACUUGCCAAUGAGGUUCCAUUACCUUCUGGACUCAGGUGUCACAUUUUGCAGGGAGGUGGCUAGGGUUCUACCACAGGUCCUACCAUGAGCCUGGGUCUCAGCUGCUGGAGACAUUAGGGAGCUGAGGGACUUAGGAUCAGACUGGAUGUGGACUGGCCCUCAGGAAUUGAGGCCUCAUCCUGCUUUGACCCACCAACGGGCUUGGCUCACCUCCACUAGCAUCCACAUAAAACCAAAUGGAAAUGUGCUCUGUCCCCACCAUCAACAUUAACACCAUGUCACCCUGCACAGUAGUCAUCAAAUCUCGGGCAAAAGAAUGUUGGUUAGAAAAGAAAAUCCCUUUAAAAAUGCCAGCUACAGGUAACUCAAAGCCAUCCCUUUCUCUAAAGGGCACAUUGAUAAUGUGUUACCCAUUUGUAAAUUGUGCCCUGAUGUCCUUGUUUAAACACCAACAAAAAGGGCAACUCAGUUUGUUGAGGGUCGCUGUUAAACAAGAAAUAAAACUAUUUGAGCCAGAAAUGCUGAGAGCAACAAUGGCUGAUAGACAUUAAAACACAAACCCUCACUGCUGCUGUACAUGGUUGCCUAAUAUAAGUGUUGGUUGUUUAGUCCCUAGGUUGCCUUUGUGCUGGGGUGUGGGGUUCAUAAAAGGGGAACCAUGAACUUGAAUCUUUUGCUCUGGUUUUGCAGUCUUCAGGCCCAGGGACGUCUCUUUAUACAGCAUUAUAUUAUCUGGAAUGGCUUGGUCAGCUGUAUGCAGUUAAUAAAUACGUUUUACAUUUUUAUCUGCUUGUUAUAAAGAUAAACAAGAAAUAUCUUCAUGAGGAAGACCACAAAUGCAUAGUAAUUUAAAGUCUUUAGUAGAAUUAACUAAUUUAAAGAAUAGACCAAAAUUUCUGUGUAUAAAAAAA
This is a messenger RNA of Nycticebus coucang (slow loris), 6859 nucleotides long. RefSeq names its product ATPase plasma membrane Ca2+ transporting 3 (gene ATP2B3). The transcript has 23 exons. Gene Ontology annotation, biological process: regulation of cytosolic calcium ion concentration; calcium ion transmembrane transport. NCBI's taxonomy places the organism in Eukaryota, Metazoa, Chordata, Mammalia, Primates, Lorisidae. The coding region runs from base 522 to 4043 and encodes 1173 amino acids. The record is from RefSeq and is a predicted model, not a curated record. Gene Ontology annotation, cellular component: intracellular membrane-bounded organelle; membrane. Gene Ontology annotation, molecular function: ATP binding; P-type calcium transporter activity; PDZ domain binding.